This is a messenger RNA of Oldenlandia corymbosa var. corymbosa, 2015 nucleotides long. The record is from the annotation of a GenBank genome assembly. Lineage: Eukaryota; Viridiplantae; Streptophyta; Magnoliopsida; Gentianales; Rubiaceae.
AAGCCAAAAAAAUAAAAUUUUGUGUAGCAAAUGAUGAAGAAACUACUCCUACUCUAAACACUCUGACCCCUGUCUAUAUUAGCCUAAAGAGCAAAGAUUUUGGUCUCCAAAUUUUUAACUGCCUCUCUUCUUUCCUUUCCCAUAAUCCCAUAUAACACCACAACCCUCCCCCAUCGCUCCGUUUUUGGGAAACCCCGAUUUAACGGGUCUAUGAUUUUUUCUUCUUCUUCUUUCGGUUUCAAACUUUUCAAGUUUCAAAUUCACUCGCUGUUGUUCUUCACUCCCUUGUUGCUACCCAUUUCACAUCCUCCCUUUUCUUCAAAUACACGGUAUCCUUAUCGUCCGUUUUUAUUUUUUUUUUCUCUCAUUUCUAACUCCCAUAAAAGUUAUCAAUAACUGCUUCGGACCUUAUAUAUAUUAGACCCUCCCCCAACCCGAAGUCUCACAUAAGGUUCUGCGUUGCGUUAGUAUAUAGAGAAAAAAACAACAAAAAAGAAGAAGCCUUUUUUUGUGAAGUUUGAGGUUUGUGGAGAAAUGGUGGCGGUGAGUGAAGAAGUGGUGGCGGUGGUGGUGGUGAGGGAGUUCGACCCGAAAACCGAUUGUAGCGCGGUGGUGGAAUUGGAGGGAAGAUGUGAAGUCGGGCCAAGUGGAAAGCUCUCGCUUUAUACUGAUCUUUUGGGUGACCCAAUUUGCAGAAUCCGUAACUCGCCGGCCUAUCUCAUGCUGAUUGCAGAGUUGGUGAUUCUGGGAGAUGGCAAAGUGAGGAGAGAAAUUGUGGGGAUGAUUAGGGGUUGCAUUAAAACCGUUACGUGUGGAAAGAAACUGCCCAGACCCACUGUCAACCACCCCAACGUUUCCGAUUCCCUUCCUGUCUGCACCAAGCUUGCUUAUAUCUUAGGCCUUCGCGUUUCUCCUUCCCACCGGAGGAAAGGAAUUGGAAUGAAACUGGUGUGUAAAAUGGAAGAGUGGUUCAGAGAAAAUGGGGCUGAAUAUUCUUACAUGGCUACUGAAAAUGACAACCAAGCUUCCAUCGACCUCUUUACCCACAAAUGUGGCUAUUCCAAGUUCCGUACUCCCAGCCUGUUGGUCCACCCGGUCUUCGCCCACCGCCUCCGCCUCUCCCGCCGGGUCACCAUCCUCAAACUCAACCCCGCCGACGCCGAGCUCCUCUACCGCCGCAAAUUCUCCACCACCGAGUUCUUCCCCCGGGACAUUGACUCCAUCCUCCACAACAAGCUCAACCUCGGCACCUUCCUGGCGGUUCCGGCUGGUUCCGUCACCGCCGAGUCGUGGCCGGGCGCCGCCGAGUUCCUGGCGAAUCAACCCGACUCGUGGGCCGUGCUCAGUGUGUGGAACUGUAAGGACGUGUUCAAUCUGGAGGUACGUGGCGCGUCCACGUGGAGGAAAGGGAUUGCUAAGACUACCCGGGUAGUGGACCGGGCCUUGCCUUGGCUGCAGCUGCCUUCGAUCCCGAAAGUGUUCAGCCCAUUUGGGCUGCACUUUCUGUAUGGGCUGGGUGGGGAGGGCCAACUAGCGGUGAAACUCGUGAAGGCCCUCUGCCGGUUCGCGCACAACUUGGCCAAGGACGGCGGUUGCGGGGUGGUGGCGACGGAGGUGGGCAGCCGGGAACCGUUGAAGAUGGGGAUCCCACACUGGAAAAGGUUGUCGUGUGAGGAGGAUCUGUGGUGCAUAAAGAGAUUAGGGGAAGAGUACAGUGACGGGUCAGUGGGUGACUGGACUAAAUCACCACCAGGGCUGUCGAUAUUCGUUGAUCCCAGAGAGUUCUAACGGUCUGACAUUUCAUCAUCAUCAACUCGUCAUCUAGACACCAGAAUCUAACUCAGCUUAGUUAGUUGUUGCUAGUUGUUGCUGUUUUUUUUUUCUUUUUUUUUUGGGGGUUUAAUUUUUAGGAGUUUUAAUCUUUUUCCCCUUUUAAAAAAAAUGAGAUUCCAAACCGGAAAAAUAUUUUGUAGGAUUUGGAAGAAAGGGAAAAAGCUCGUAGUGACGAUAUCAGC